Molecule: messenger RNA, 1855 nt
Organism: Lucilia cuprina (Australian sheep blowfly)
Lineage: Eukaryota; Metazoa; Arthropoda; Insecta; Diptera; Calliphoridae
Product: cytosolic non-specific dipeptidase-like
Exons: 6
Coding region: 254-1693 (479 amino acids)
Biological process (GO): proteolysis
Molecular function (GO): metallodipeptidase activity
Source: RefSeq, a predicted model, not a curated record
CAACAACAUUUAUUAAAAAAAAGUGAAAGAAAGUGGUUUUGCUAAAUAAAUAAUACCGGCAAAACGUAAUAUUUUUUUCAUUUUUAUUUUAUUGACCAAUUUCUAUUGUGCAUUCUCCAAACGAACAGUGUGUGUGUUUGUGCAUAAUUUACUCUGCAUACAAAUACUAAAUUCCUAUUAGCCAUUAAAUAAAGAAAAAAGUGUUGUCUUCUUUAUUUGUGCAAAAAAAAAAAUUAAACAGUGAAAUAAAAAAAUGUCUGAUUUACCCAGUGAUCUUGUCCAGUUAUUCAAAUUUGUUGAUGAUAACAAAUCGAAAUACAUUGAUGUCCUCAGAACAGCUGUAGGCAUACAAUCCGUUUCAGCAUGGCCAGAAAAACGUGGUGAAAUUGAUCGUAUGGUACGCUGGACUGAAGAUAAAUUAAAGGCCUUGGGAGCUGAAACCAAAUUGGUGGAUAUUGGUGAAGAAACUCUACACAGUGGUGAAAAAAUACCAUUACCCAAAGUUUUGUUGGGCACAUUAGGAAAGGAUCCCAAGAAGAAGACCGUUGUUGUCUAUGGUCACUUGGAUGUUCAACCUGCUCUUAAAGAUGAUGGUUGGGCUACUGAACCUUUCGAAUUGACCGAAAAAGAUGGUAAACUUUAUGGUCGUGGUGCUAGUGAUGACAAAGGUCCCGUUUUAUGCUGGAUUCAUGCCAUCGAGGCCUAUCAAAAGUUAAACAUUGAUAUACCAGUGAAUGUUAAAUUUGUUUUUGAGGGCAUGGAAGAAAGUGGCAGUUUGGGUUUGGAUGAUCUUCUUAUGAGUUUGAAAGAUAACUUCCUGGCUGAUGUUGAUUACGUUUGCAUUUCCGAUAACUAUUGGUUGGGCAAAACUAGACCUUGUCUUACUUAUGGUCUACGUGGUUUAGUCUACUAUACUGUGGAGGUUGAAUGUGCCCAAAAGGAUUUGCAUAGUGGCGUGUUUGGUGGUACUGUUCACGAAGCUAUGCCCGAUUUGUGCUGGUUGCUAAGCACUUUGGUGGAUAAGGAGACUAAAAUUCAAAUACCUGGAAUUGAAAGAGACAUUGCCCCAUUGCUACACAAUGAACAUGAAAUUUACGAAAAAAUUGAUUAUGAAGUUGAAGAUUACAAAAAAGAUAUCGGUGCCCAAGCUUUGCCCCACAAAGAAAACAAAACCCAAUUGUUGAUGCACAGAUGGCGUUAUCCCUCUUUGUCCAUUCACGGCAUUGAAGGUGCGUUCUCUGAGGCUGGUGCCAAGACUGUUAUACCCGCCAAAGUUAUUGGUAAAUUCUCAAUGCGUUUAGUGCCCAAUCAAGAUCCCGAUCACAUCACCGAAUGCGUUACCAAGUAUUUGAAUGAAAAAUGGGCCGAACGUGGUUCACCCAAUAAGAUGAGUGUAAAAUUGUUGAGUGCCGGUAAACCCUGGACCGAAGAUCCCAAUCACCCCCAUUAUGAAGCAGCCAAGCAGGCCAUUAAGCAUGUCUUUAAAGUAGAACCCGAUAUGACUCGCGAGGGUGGUUCUAUCCCAGUAACUUUAACUUUACAAGAAGCCACCGGCAAGAAUUGUAUUCUAGUGCCUGUAGGUGCUUGUGAUGAUGGUGCUCAUUCUCAAAAUGAAAAGAUUGAUAUUUAUAAUUAUGUUGAAGGCACCAAAUUGUUGGGUGCUUAUUUGUAUGAAGUUGGUAAAUUGAAUUAAUUUUCUAAAACUGCAUCACAAUUCAAGUUGAAAACAUCACUUUAACAACACAAUAAGCUAAAAAAUUAUGUUAACUUUAAGAAGCUGAGCUUCCAUUUUCCAAAAUGAUAAAUACUUUUUUUAUUAAAUUGCGAAAUAAUAAAAAUAUAUGAAAACAACAAA